Molecule: messenger RNA, 3392 nt
Organism: Trichomycterus rosablanca
Lineage: Eukaryota; Metazoa; Chordata; Actinopteri; Siluriformes; Trichomycteridae
Gene: nat8
Product: N-acetyltransferase 8
Exons: 2
Coding region: 213-881 (222 amino acids)
Molecular function (GO): N-acetyltransferase activity
Source: RefSeq, a predicted model, not a curated record
ACAAUGGGCGUGUUUAGACGUUAGGAGACUUUUAUUUUGACGUUCCCUACAUGUGUUACACUCCUACAACGGUGCAUCUUCUCAGUUAGCCUUAGCUUUAUUGUCGCUGACCCACGGAAUAAUUGGAUUAGUUUCUCACAAGGUCCUGAAGCUUCAUACUUACAUUUAAAAGUGUAGUCUUUAACACUGUGCAUGUAUUUAGUUUAAAGACCAUGAAUGAAAUCAAGAUCCGCCGCUAUGAGGUUGAUGAUGACGAGGACGUGAAAGAGAUCUUCGCACUUGGCAUGAGUGAACAUGUACCAUCUUCGUGCCUGCAUGUGCUGAAGCAGCCUCCUACACAGAUGCUACUGGCAUGUGUAUUCUGUGCUCUACUGGCCAGCUCCAAGUCACUUCUGCUGCCCAUCCUGGCAGUCACACUGAUACUGGCUGCAGGGCGCCAGGGAAUCAACUACAUGUUCUCGAGGUACAUCCAGACUUCACUGGACAAUGAUCUUAACCACAUUCGAAAAACAUACAUAGAGCAGGCAAACUCCUGCUUCUGGGUAGCUGAGUGCCAGGGUCGGGUGGUGGGCACAGUAGCAUGCCUCCCUGCAGAGCGCAACGAGGGCUGCCUUGAGCUGAAGCGAAUGUCAGUGAAGCACUCGCACCGCGGACAGGGCAUUGCUAAAAUGUUGUGCCGCACUGUAACCGAGUUUGCCCGUGUAAAGGGUUUUCCAGCGGUGUUUCUGUACACAUCGGUGGUACAGACUGAUGCACAAAGGCUUUAUGAGAAUAUUGGCUACAAGAGGACCAAAGAAUUUGUUGCCCCAGAAUUUAUAGCCAAGGUAGUCAACUUCACGUUAAUCGAAUACAGGCUCGACCUGCAGCAGCCAGGAAACUGAUAGGCUAUUAUUGAUUGUUCUAAUAAAGUGUUGAUCUAUAUGUUUAUUUUAUUGUUAAUGUAAUUAUCAGUAUAAAAGUUCAGUAUUAAUGAACUUUGAAUAAUUCACAUAUUUCAGAAUUUUUGUUAAAACAUAAAAGGUGAUUUUUGUAAGCGGUUAUUUUCAGUUAUAUAUACACGACACAUUUAAGAAAAAGAAAUCAAUACUGUAGUAACUGUAGUAUUAGUUUUCACUCUGGAAUUGCAGUAAAGUGUCCUGAGGACAGAAGUGUCAAGAUUAAACUUAAAGCCUGGUAAUUACAGCAUGUAAAAUACAGCGAUUUGAUCUUGUGUUUGUCAAAAAUAGCAUGUUAAUGAUUUCCUACCAUAAACUGUGUGUGUUUAAUGCAUUUGUUUGUUACCAUUAUACAAACCUUAUUUUCAAAAAUGUUGGGACUGGGCUGCUCAGGUGGCGCAGCGGUAAAAAUACACUAGCACACCAGAGCUGGGAUUUCGAAUACAUCAAAUCUCGGCUCUGCCAUCCAGCUGGGCUGCAUGAACAACGAUUGGCUGUUGUUUAUAGGGUAGGAUGAGCUGGAUAGGGACUCCUCAUAACUGAGCGAAUUACAACCUCUGCUGGCUGGUUGAUGACGUCUGCACAGAGUCGAGGAAUAAUGAUGAUCAGGGUGUGGCUCGCCACGCACAAAACUGAUUGGCAUAUGAACUCGCCUCCUGCAGGUGAAAAGAUGCAGUCGACUACUGCUUACAUACUCGCUGUCCACAAUUGGGGCGGGGGUCAGCUCCAUUGGAAGGGAAGUAUAAUGCAAUUGGGUAAAAAUUGGACACGCUAAAAUCAUGAGGAAAAAGGGAGAAAAUGCAUUAAAAAAUGUUGGGACAGCAUUGUGUAACAGUAGAAAGAAACUGUGGUUUAUUUAUUUUUUUAAAUCUUCAUUUAACUCAAGAGUGAAACGUUUAUGGAAUAUUUAAGUCACAGCACACAGUUCCACAAUACACAGAUAAAUGUGUAACUUGUCCUUUUAAUUUGUAUAAAAGGAUGAUCCACCCAAGGUCAUUAGUCUCUGCAUGCAAUGAUUUUUGGUUUUGGCUCACCACUUUGUGCCAAAUUUUUUUGUAGAGCAUUGCUAAUCAGUUCCAAAAGAACAUUUCUCAAUGCAAAAUGGCAAAUGAUUUGGUCUUUCACCAUCUACUGCUCAUUAUAUUGUGAAAAGGUUCAGGGAAUCUGAAGAGAUCUCUGGAAACCAUUGUUAAAUGUGCGUGACUUUUGAGCUCUCAGACGGCAUUGCAUGCUACUGUGAUAAAUAUGGCCACAUGAGCUCAAGAGUACUUGAGAAAACCAUUGUGACUUAACACAGUCCACUGCAACCGUAUAUCAAUUCUAUGCAGAAGAGUUCUCUGGGCCCCAGCUUAUCUGAAAUGGUUCAAAGGGUGGCACGGUGGCUAAGUGGGUAGCACUGUCGAUCCCCAGGUGGGGCGGUCCGGGUCCUUUCUGUGUGGAGUUUGCAUGUUCUCCCCGUGUCUGCGUGGGUUUCCCCCGGGUGCUCCGGUUUCCUCCCACAGUCCAAAGACGUGCAAGUGAGGUGAAUUGGAGACACUAAAUUGUCAAUGACGGUGUUCGAUAUAACCUUGUGAACUGAUAAACCUUGUGUAAUGAGUAACUACUGUUCCUGUCAUGAAUGUAACCAAAGUGUGUAAAACAUGACGUUAAAAUCCUAAUAAACAAACAAACAAAUGGUUCAAAAAACAGUGGGAAACGUGCUGUGGUCAGACGAGUCUACGGUUCAGCCUGUUUUUGGGAGUUCUCUGUGCUCAAGAAUAAAAAGGGCCAUCCAGUCUAUUAUCAGUGAAAGGUGCAAAAGCCAACAUCUGUCAUGGUGGUGCAAUAGUGCCCAUGGCAUGAGUGACUUGCAUGUGUGUGAAGAUACCAUUCACGCGGAGGUGCAUAUUGGGAUUUUGAUGUGAGCCAUGCUGUCAUCUUUUCCCGAUUUUCCAUGAUUAUUACAGCAAGACGAUGCCAGGCCUCAUUCUGUACAAGCUACAACAGUGUUUGUAGAUAAUCAGUAGUCAUCACAUAUUAAAGAGGUAUACAUGUAUUUGCAUUUACAUUUUCUUCACACGUUGCUACAAUGUGUCUUAAAUCACCUUUUGAUGUGGUUAGAACAAUUAGGUUAAUUUUAAAUACAUCUUAGCUGCCUUUUCACCAACAUUUUUGUAGUACAAUCCUAUGUCGAUACAUGAUAUUUAUGCUAUUCAAUAUGCAAAAAAAGUUAAAAUAUUGUAAAUGUAAAUUGUCUUUUACUACAGUGCAAGGGUAUAAAGUAGUCUGGUGGCUUUACAGGUAUUUUGAUCUCUUUAGACUUCAGGCAGUCUUAUGUAAACCAGUUAGAUUUUUUUAUUAUAUGGUUUUUUUCAAGUGAUUAUUGCAGCUGAGCCUGCACUUGGGUUCAUUUCUCUUUAUGUAAAAGUCAAAUGGAUAAUUUUUUUGGAAUGAAGACUAAUAAAUCGUUUAUUCAUA